AUGCCUCCGUUCUCCUUUCAAAAGGGCCUGAUAGUCACCAGUGAGAUCGACCAGGAGGUGCUGAGGAGCGCGGUGAAGCCCUGGAUGGACGAGAUCGCCGCCGGACGCCCCUACGUCUUCCAGCAGAACUCUUUUCCUGCACACAAGGCCAAGACGACCCAGGCGUGUCUGCUCAACAGUGUUCCUCACCACUGGUCGCCGGGCUUGUGGCCACCCUCCUCACCUUUCUUCUGGGACGUGAUCGAGGCCAAUAGCAACAAGCGCACCCACAACACGGUCGACUCUCUGAAGGCUGCCAUCGUAGAAGCUAUCUUUUUUUGCUCUCUCUCUCUUUCCCCUCUCCCUCUCUCUGUUGUUUUUCUGUUAUUCCUCUCUCAAUUCAAUUUUCCCAAAGUUAUUUAUCUAGCUAUUUUUGUUUGUUUCUUUUAUUUCUCCCAUAUUUUGUCUCUCUCUUCUUCCUGUCUGUUUUUGUGUUUUAUAUUUAUCUCUCUCUCUCUCUCAAUUUUUGUAACCCUCUCUUGUCCCUUCCCCAUUUCUCUCUUCAUUUUCCUCUGGUUUUAUAUUUAUGUCUUUUUUUUUUUCACUCUUAAUUCACUUUCCUUUUUUUAUGAAUCUAUUCGAUCGGCUCGAGCUGGGUUUUUUCCACGCUGGUCAGCACAACGCCGGUCAACAAAUGACUAUCUGUUGACCACUUCGUUCCUUCAUCUACUCUUACCACUUGAAGGUGUCGACUCUGCUUUCUGUUCUCCUGACGCACUCAAUUCGGUCUGUUCCUCGUCUGGAUUCAAUCUACUUAGUCUUUGUAUUAAACUUCUUUUCUUCUUCUUCUUCUUCUUCUUUCCCUUCUUCUUCUUCGCAGUUCUUUGUAUUAAUCUUCUUCCUCCUUGCAUUCUUCUUCUUCGCAAUUUUGUAUUCAUCUUCUUCUCCUUCUUAGUCUUUGUCUUAUUCAUCUUCUUCACAGUCUUCUACUUCAUUUUUGUAUCAAUCAUUUUCUUCUUCGCAGUCUUCUUAUUUGGAGUCUUUGAAUUAAUCCUCUUCUUCUUCUUCUUCUUCUUCUUCUUCUUCGCAGACUUUGUAUUAAUCUUCUUAAUUGAUCAUCCUCUUCUUUUUUGUAUUAAUCUUCUUUUCCUUCUUCUUCUUCUUCUUCUUCUUCUUCACAAUUUCGAUGAAUUUCUAUCUAUCUAUCUAUCUAUCUAUCUAUCUAUCUAUCUAUCUAUCUAUCUAUCUAUACCUCUCUAUCUGUCUGUCUGUCUAUCUACUUAUAUGUCUCUCUUUGUUACUCUCUCUCUAUCUAUCAUAUCUGUCUCUCUAAUUAACUUCCUAUCUCUUUCAACUUGUCUGUCGUUCUGUAUCUAUCUAUCUAUCUAUCUAUCUAUCUAUCUAUCUAUCUAUCUAUCUAUCUAUCUAUCUAUCUAUCAUUGUCGCUAUGUCUCUAUCUGUCUGUCUGACACUAUCUGUCAAUAUAUCUGUCUGUUUCGAACGAUCUAUUUAUCUAUCUCAGUCUUUUCAAAUCCCUCUGUUUGUCUCUCCAUAACUAUCUAUCUAUCUAUCUAUCUAUCUAUCUAUCUAUCUAUCUAUCUAUCUAUCUAUCUAUAUAUUUUUAUCUGUUCAUAUCUAUCUAUCUAUCUAUCUAUCUAUCUAUCUAUCUAUCUAUCUAUCUAUCUAUCUAUCUAUCUAUCUCUGCCCGUCCGUCUCUAUCUAUCCGUGUGUUGUCGUGUGAAUAUGCACUUAUAUGAGUGGAUGGAAUAUGAGCGCAGAGCAGCGGUAGUAGCUUCUUUUCGCGUCGGAAAGAAGCCUGCGGAAGUGAUGACAUGCUGUCACAAGUCGAAGAUCUGCCGAACGAUCAAGAAGGACAUUGGUUACUCCUCCUACCACAAGUCACACCGCAUGCUCAUCACAAAUGCCUCCAAGGAGUCGAGGAAUGUCAAGGCGGCGGUGUUGCUGAACGAGCUCAAGCACGUGUCCGCCGAAAUGAUGAGGUUCUUCUCUGAUGAAAAGAAUUCAUCCAGGAGCAGGCGAGGAACAGGCAGAAGACAUCGAGGAGGAACCCGUCAUUAA
Molecule: messenger RNA, 2058 nt
Organism: Acanthosepion pharaonis
Lineage: Eukaryota; Metazoa; Mollusca; Cephalopoda; Sepiida; Sepiidae
Source: the annotation of a GenBank genome assembly